This is a messenger RNA of Pangasianodon hypophthalmus (striped catfish), 5001 nucleotides long. RefSeq names its product solute carrier family 6 member 4b (gene slc6a4b). Gene Ontology annotation, molecular function: serotonin:sodium:chloride symporter activity; serotonin binding. The transcript is spliced from 13 exons. Gene Ontology annotation, cellular component: neuron projection; membrane. Gene Ontology annotation, biological process: sodium ion transmembrane transport; serotonin uptake. The record is from RefSeq and is a predicted model, not a curated record. NCBI's taxonomy places the organism in Eukaryota, Metazoa, Chordata, Actinopteri, Siluriformes, Pangasiidae. The coding region runs from base 175 to 1914 and encodes 579 amino acids.
AACGCGGGUCUUUUUACCUCGCGCGCUCCUACCCCGCAGCAUGCCUCUUCCUCUCCGCGCGCGCUGCACCUGAACCUCACCUGUUGUCACUGCUGCACAACUUUUCUCUAACUCCAGGUGCAUCUCGGAGUUUUUUUUUUUUUUUUUUACUUUUCUUUUCUGUUCCACAGCAGCAUGCACCAUCACGAGUUGGCGGCGAGCGCGAACCCCGGUCUGGUUCCGGUUCCGGUGAUCCUGCAGACGGAGUCGCGCGACAAAUGGGGCAAAAAAGUCGACUUCCUGCUGUCGGUGAUCGGCUUUGCUGUGGAUCUGGGGAACGUGUGGCGAUUUCCUUACAUCUGCUACCAAAACGGCGGAGGAGCCUUCCUCAUCCCCUACACCCUCAUGGCUAUAUUUGGGGGUGUACCACUCUUCUACAUGGAGCUGGCUCUGGGUCAGUUCCACCGCACAGGUGCCAUCUCCAUAUGGAAACACAUUUGCCCAAUAUUCAAAGGCAUCGGUUUCGCCAUCUGCAUCAUCGCGCUGUACGUCUCGUUCUACUACAACACCAUCAUUGCGUGGGCGCUGUUCUACUUCUACUCAUCGUUCAGCAGCACUCUGCCAUGGACGAACUGCGACAAUGCAUGGAACACGGAAAACUGCACCAACUACUUUGGCAAGGACAAUGUGACGUGGACUAACUACUCACGUUCACCAGCCGAGGAGUUUUACACGAGGAACGUGUUGGAGCUGCACGAGUCAGAGGGUUUGGAGAACGUGGGUGUGAUCCGCUGGCAGCUGAUGCUGUGUCUGUUCCUGAUCUUCACCAUCGUCUACUUCAGCCUAUGGAAAGGAGUCAAAACAUCGGGCAAGGUGGUUUGGGUCACAGCCACUCUUCCCUACGUGGUGUUACUGAUUUUGUUAAUUCGAGGUGCAACGUUACCUGGAGCGUGGAGGGGCGUUGUCUUCUACCUGCAGCCCAAAUGGGAGAAACUUAAGGAUACAACUGUUUGGGUGGACGCAGCAGCUCAGAUCUUCUUCUCCCUCGGCCCGGGGUUUGGCGUUCUGCUUGCUCUAUCCAGCUACAACCCGUUCAACAACAACUGCUACAGAGACGCCAUUGUGACGAGUUUGGUAAACUGCCUGACCAGCUUCAUGUCUGGUUUUGUGAUUUUUACCGUUCUGGGCUACAUGGCUGAGCAGAGACAUGUUAACGUGGAAGAUGUAGCCAGAAACAAGGGCCCAAGUCUUCUGUUCAUCACUUACCCAGAAGCCAUUGCCAACAUGAUGGGCUCCACGUUUUUCGCCAUCAUCUUCUUUGCGAUGAUGAUCACACUGGGAUUGGACAGCACGUUUGGAGGGCUGGAAGCCAUCAUCACUGCCAUCAUGGAUGAGUACCCAGACUUUCUGUCCCACAGGAGAGAGGUAUUCGUGCUGGGCCUCGUGGCUGUGUGCUUUUUGGGCUCUCUGAGCACUCUUACUAAAGGUGGUGCGUAUGUCGUUAAACUACUGGAAGAGUUUGGAGUCGGAUCCUCCAUAAUAGCCAUCGUGUUUUUGGAAGCCACUGCAGUCUCCUGGUUUUAUGGCAUCAACAGAUUCAGCAACGACGUCAAAGCCAUGUUGGGAUACACACCCGGAAUCUUCUGGAGGUUUUGUUGGGUAGCCAUCAGCCCGACUUUUCUAGCGUACAUCAUCAUCAGCUCUCUGCUGAAUCCGGCCCCGCUGAUGAUGUUCGAUUACAAGUUCCCCGACUGGAGCAUCACGGUGGGUUACAUCAUUGGAUUCUCGUCUUUCAUCUGGAUCCCCGUCUACAUGGUGUAUAAGCUGGUGUGGACGCCCGGCUCGCUCAAACAGCGUCUGGCUGUUUGCCUGCGGCCCGAACGAACUCUGCCUGACAUCCACACAGACACGCUGGGUUUGACUCCGGUACCUUAAAACGGCCCGAAACACACACCAGACACCAAACAGAGUCAAAACACACACACUCACUGGGACAAACACACAUACACUGACACACUCACACACACACAUGAUUAAAGAAGCAAUAAGUAGCAUCUUUUGGUCCACUUUCCAGGUGCAAUACUCGCCAUGCUGCUCACACUCAGACACGACAAUUACGACAUUACAGUAUCGUUCAAUUUAAAAUUCUGUUUUUUCCUCUAGAUUAUAAUACAUUACACCACUAUUCAGCAGAUUUCUUGAUUACAGUUAGAUAUGCGAUGAUAUUAACUGCCUAAUUCAUCAGGGUAUGUAAUUAUCACAAUAUUGUUUUUUUUUAGAAAUAGAAAGGCAGCAAACUAAAUUUUCAGAUUGGCCUCUUUGAAAAGAAAAAAAGGAUAUUUCUGAUGCUACUUUCAAAUCUGUCCAAAUUUAAAGGUUGCGGGAUAAACAGCAAUGCUUUUGAAUUCUGGAUUCUGAUUGGUCAGAAGGAGAAGGUGUUGAUUCAUUUUCUAUCAAUAUAAUUUCUAUAGUAACAGUACGGCGGACACUUCACAUAAUCUAAGACUGGUAAUAAACUGAUUUUUAAAACCCCUAAUGAAAAACACAAAAUGUGUAAUUGUGGGUAUGGUGAUUUUUUUUUUUUUUUUAAGGAGAUUUAACAUUUAUGGAAGGAGUCUCCAGUGUCAGAGCUGGAACUUUAUGUUUUCCAACAUCUUCAGGACAGAGCAGUUUACGCUUUGUAGUUUCUUGGUAACAUGAUGUACCAAGCUAACUUCUUUCUCUUAUUAACCUCAAGAGAGAGAGAGAGAGAAAAAAGAAAAGAGGCUGGCGAGGGAACGACUGUUUAUAGCUGCUAUAACAUAAGUAUUUGUAUUUUAGUUUCAGUUUUAUUAGUCACAGUAGAAUUUCUCUUCUAUUUCUCAUUACAGCCAGAAAAAUACACUUUUUUGACUGAAUGCUUAUCAGAGCAACGUUCGUUAAGGCUGUUUUUUUUUUUUUUACAUGAAAUGAAAAAAUGCUACUUAUUGCUCCUUCAGCUUUAUAAUUUAAGAAGCCAAAUCAGCUCACAACUAAAAUUGGUGCAAUAUUUUCAAAUGCAGAAAGUGAACGAAUAGAACCUGUAAAAUAUGAUCUAUAAGAAAAUGACGCCGGUUCAUUGAUUACUGGUUGAUGUUUCGUACUCUUUGUUGAAUAUUUACUCAUUUUUAUCCAUUGUCGAGGUAGGAAGUGACAUCACAAAUGGAAAAACAAUCAUGCAAAUGAUGUGAUGUUUACCUCACGGUGAAAAGAGAAAUCACAGUCACUUUUCCAGAUGUGCGUUGUGGAGAGUUCCUGGUAUGUGCUGCCUUAACGCUGCCUGAACAUCUGUAUCGCUAUUCAACGUCAAAACUUUGUAUCAUAUUGUAUCGGUUGUGUGCCUCCAGGAAACUUUAAAAAAAAAAAGACUUGAUGAAGACUGUUUCAAAUCCAUAUGAUUUCUCUGCAUUACAAUAAUGUUUUUAACACAGCCUCGUUGACUUCCCAUCAACACUUACUGUAUAUGUUCAUUACAUUCAUUCAUCUUCACUAGCCCCUUUAUCCUGAGCUCCUUAAUCUCAAAAAAAAGGUUUGUGGGCGUGUACCAGCUGCCACUGUUGUCGCUUGUGGGUGUGGCAUGUCCAGCAAAGCAAGCUAACUGUACUAGCUACGUACACUAACCAGAGGCACCAAUGAUCUCUGCUACUUCCUUCCAAUCUUUGUGUUUCUUCAUAAUGUCUCUAUACAGAUUUAAUGAGAGGUGAUAUAUGGCAGGAUAAGAGGACGUUUUCCUUCCAUUUUUGUGUCGGACAUCGGACCACAAGCGCCAUAGGAUUGGUCCGUGGGAAUCAUUCGAGCCAAUCGUAUGGAUUUGUCACUUUAGCGUGUCGUAACUAAUAUGCAGAAACAACUAAGUUCAUUAGAAAACACUACAAUAUUUACACACACUAUUUUUUCGCUAACUAGCUGUUUGCUGGUGUAACAUGAUGGUUAUUUUUUCAAAAGGCGUGGCCAGAAAUUAAUAUACACAAUUGAUAUACAGUGUAGCUACAAUAGCGAGAUAAUAUUUCAUGGCCACAAACGAAGUAUUUCAUGAAUUAUUAUAUUGUGGAGAAUUGAUUCUUAAUACUCAAUAGUUAAUUAUUUGGCGGGAAAUGGGCGAAAAGGUCUAUCAAGUUGAGAAUUCUCUUAUUUCAUUCAUCUAGGUCCCACAAACAAUACGCUUGCUGUGUCGCAUGCUACGUAACAAUGUCUGUGACAGGAACAUUUCAUAUUCAUCACCCAAUAUGACAGCGUAGAGACAGUAUGCGAGCUUGAAAUCUCACAAAUCUUGGCUCACAGACGUCCCCGCCGCAUUAAAUACACUGAGCUCUUAAUGGCAUAUCCAUAUCACUAUGGCAGUGACUCUGCUGUGUCUUUAUGCAUCAUUCCAAGAUUAAAGUGUAAUAUUAUCAGUCAUCUCUGUACUUAGGUUUCUGUGGCCACAGUGGUUUAAUGUCUCACUCAUUUUAAAAUAGAACAGUUGCAAUGAGUUAUGCCACCAGAUAGAUCUCGAGAAAGUCGUAGCCUCAGUAUAUUAAUUGUUGGCUACUCAUGGAGUAGUCAGCUACAUACAACCCAAACCUGAAACGUUUUAAUUUUAAUAAUUUAUACUACACUUACAAGUAGUUACAGCUUGACCUGUUGUUUCGUUCCUGUUAUGAAGAUCAGACACAAUAAAUGCCUUCUGUGUAAAUUUUGCUUCACAAUCUGUGAUCCUCCAAAAGCUCAUCUAACAACCUGGUGUCAGGAUUCAACCCUGAGAAAUUACUGUGAAGUCAACGAGGAUGUGUUAAAAUUUGGAAUGCAGCAUUUAUCCUAUAGCCAAGUUUUACAACGUGUAAUUCUCUUUGGGUUUUUUUUUCAGAAAAAAAAAGACCAAAUUUGAUUUCUGAUUGCUGUGAGUGUUACAUUGGGGUGAGAAGCGCGUUCUUCGUGUUCAUGUGUACGGUAUUGUAAAUUGUGACAGAGAGUCUUGCUUGUGUAAAUGUCUGAAGUAACAAUAAAGGUCUACGAUGAAACUAA